AGGUAGUACACUCCAGAGAGCUUCGCUGAACUCGUUGAGACACGGACGAAGGCGGCAGCAAGAGUCACCAUCAGCAUCCAACACAAACCCGCUGCACGGGGCUCGGCAGCCAGCCUCCCUCCGUCCCUUUGUGUCCAGCCAUGAAACAGACGUUACUGGAACUCAUGAGGAUGAGCAGGAUCUGCCGGAUGAUGCUUGCCACUUGUUUAGGAUCUUUUAUUCUGGUUAUCUUCUAUUUCCAAAGUAUGUUCCAACCAGUUAUGAGGAGGAACCCAUUCACAGUGGAGGGCUGCUGCCGAAAAGGCUCCAGAAACGCCUUACAAGAACUGUACAACCCUACACAGCCUUUGUUGCAUCAAGCCCGACGAGAUCAGGUAGUGGACACAUGUCGUGCCCACAGCGCAUCCAACCACAAGAGACGUGUCUUGACACCCAGCGACCUCAAGCACCUAGUGGUGGACGAGGAGCAUGAGCUCAUCUACUGCUACGUUCCCAAGGUUGCCUGCACCAACUGGAAACGUGUCAUGAUGGUACUGAGCGGCCGGGGCAAGUACAGUGACCCCAUGGAGAUCCCGUCCAACGAGGCCCACGUACCCUCCAACCUCAAGACGCUCAACCAGUACAGCAUUCCCGACAUCAACCACCGCCUCAAGAGCUACCUCAAGUUCCUCUUUGUACGCGAGCCCUUCGAGAGGCUAGUGUCAGCUUACCGCAACAAAUUCACACUACGCUACAACACCUCCUUCCACAAACGCUAUGGAACGAAAAUCGUGCGGCGAUACCGCAAAAACGCGACGGUCGAGGCGUUGCAAAACGGUGCAGAUGUCAAGUUCCAGGAGUUCGCGGAGUACCUGGUGGACCCGGCCACUCAGAGAGAAGCUCCGUUAAACGAACACUGGCAGACGGUUUUCUCGCUAUGCCACCCGUGCCACAUUCACUACGACCUGGUCGGCAAAUACGAGACAUUGGAGGAAGACUCCAACAACGUGCUAAGGCUGGCUGGAGUCGGCGACUCAUUGCGUUUUCCAUCAUACGCCAAAUCCACUCGUACAACCGACCAGAUGGCGGCAAUAUUUUUCAACAACAUCAGCUCAACGCAGCAGAGCCAGCUCUACCAACUCUACAAAUUGGACUUCCUUAUGUUCAAUUACUCAAUUCCCAGCUACCUAAAACUGCAGUAAACACAUUUGCAGUUGCGUGAACACACAUUGUGAGCUCUAAGCUUGUUCAACAAGGUCAACCAAUGGGAGACGGACAUUGGCGGAGGCUGGUUUGGAUUAACCAAACACUUUAAUGUAAAAUUGUAUUUAUAUCCGCAUGGACGGUUGCUUUAUUUUGAUAUGACCAAGGAGCUUUCAGUCAAACUGCAAGUAAGGCAAAUAUGGGACAUUUUGGAAGGAAUUUGAAAUUAAAUUUUUAAGACUAGGGUCUGAAUCCUACUAUAUUUGUCUAUUGAAUUGUAAAUGUUCAGUUUGAAGGCUCCAAUUCCCAAACAUCAAAAGCAAUAUUAGAGAUUACGAGCCAUACCUGCUCAACUGGUUUCACCUUUUAAUAUUAAUCUGGUUUUAUCUUUUAAUAAUUAAUCUGCCACUCACAACCAUUAUCAAAGCUUCACAGUAAGGAGCGCCUCGAGAAUUUAAGACUUAAUAAGACUUAAGAUAUAAUCAGACUUGUUCUGACUUCAAUUCCCCCACUUCUAAUUGCGUGUUCCCUUGGGAAGUUUCCCACAACUCUCUCUUCUCUCCCAUAGAAGGCCUUUGAGUGUGUGUAUUCAAAUGGUGCAUAUUUAAAGGAAGACCUUAUAUGCACACUAAAAUAAGGAUUAUAUAAAAGGCAUUGAGCGGUGCCUUACAGAAGGGGUGUGACCAAAUGUGAUUGACAGUGAGUGGCUUCUCCCACUAGGUCAGUUAGGGGGUCGCAUCCGUAGCAGCUGGGAGGUCAGAGGUCAAUGCGGGUUCAAGCUUGGCCCUUUUCCAGGGAUUCAGUUAGCAUGCUGUUCCCACAACCCCCUCUUCACUCCCUUGGUUGGUCUAAAUUUAAGGAUUGUUUUUUUUUUAUUUUGUAUUUGUUUAUUGUCUAAUGAAAAAGUGGCUGCGAGCAGCACAAUAUAGUAGUAUUUUGAAUUACUGUGUGAAAUAGAAAUAAGGAAGAUUUAAUAUUUUGUUUCCAGGAAUGGAAAGCAGCCCUGCUGGAAAAAAAGCUGUAGCUGGUCAGGCUGGUCUGUUUGCUGGUUUUAAAGGGGGUUUGACUAUCUAGAUCAGGCCAUCUUAAACCAGCUAAGACCAGCAAACCAGGCUGGUUUAAGCAGUUUUUUCUCCAGCAGGGAGCUUAGAGGUAGAGAUUUUAAUUGUUAUCAUUUCUUCAUAUUUCAUUUCGCCUCUUAUGCAGAGCACUGUUGCCAGGAUACCUCGCUGGUUGUUUUGUGAGGGGUGUACGGAAAACGGGCAGGACUUCGUUUUCUGAGCUGUUCUCAUGGGAAAGUUUCACACACUGGUGUGUGUUUGAGCGAGGGAGAGAGAAACUACAAGCAAAAUCUGUUCAAUCCAUUAGAUGAUUGCUUCUUCUAAAUGUCUUUCCCAAUUUGGGCAGUUCAAAGGAACACUGUAAUUUAGUGAGCUGUCUUUUUAUGACCUUUAAUUUGCUUUGAUGGUGCACGAAAAUGAUGAAAUUGCUUAUUUAUAUGUGCGAUGGCCACAAGUGUGCACGUCCAAGUUCUUUUAAUGGACAAAAGUCUCACGCUGGCAAAGGUGGCCCAAGGCAGGGCUAAAAGGCUUGCUUUAAAAAAAAAAAAAAAAAAAAAAAGCAUCCAGGGUUUAUUUGACCUGAAUAAUUGAGUGCUGAUUAGCAGGAUUUUUAGGAGCAGGGUCUUUAUUGGAGACCACAUAAACACAACUGUCAAAACCAAGCCACAAGAUAUUAACCUUCUCACUCUCAUUCGUUCUAUUGCUGUUGCUAUUCCUUUCUCACGCUGCUUUUCCUAAAUCUUACCCCCUAGAGAGGGUAUUAAAAAAAAUUGUUAUCCCCAUGCCGAUUAGCCACCAAGCUCCUGGACUGAAGCAGCUGAGAGUGAAAAAUGCUCUUGUUGAGCUGUCUGUAAUGUGGACAGAAUUAGAAAGGGUUUGAUCUAGAGGCGGGGUCUGUCGAUCACAUUUGACCGCGGCUUGGCAUCGCUUGUUUGUAGAUUCCAUCACUGUAUUACUAAUAUUGUAGUGGCCAUUUUUCUUGGCAGAAACCAUAGUUUUAAUGCAAUUAACUAUGGUGUUAGUACAGUAAUUUGGUGGUAUUAUAGUAACCAUAGUUAUUUUUGUGGUUACUGUAAAUUUACAAAAAAUACCAUGGUUACUGUAGUAAAAGCAAGAUAAUUUUUUCUACGGUAAGGAUAGGUUUAGGGGUAAGGGUUAAUGUAGUGUGUCUGUGGGACUCUAAAUAAACACAAUAAACACACUAAAGGGAUGCCCUUAUACUGUAUGUUAGUAUUUAAAUAUGGGUGCAAAUAAUAUCUGGCAAUAUUUGCACGGGGUGUAAAUAGCAUAUACCAUUAUUUGCACCAGGGUGCAAAUAGCAUCUGCCAAAAAUAUCUGGGUGAAAUCUGUCAUCAUUUACCUUCAAGUUUGGCUUCAGUUACAGUACCAUCCAUAUUGAAAAUGUCAUCCCUAAACGCAUCACUAGGGUUUCAAUAGACUUGAAUAAUCCCAGUUUAGCAAGGUUCUCUUUCACUGACGCAUAAAGCCAUUGUCAAAACCAGCUGUUACAUUGCAGUAGUUGCCUGUUCAAAUCCCUGUUCUCAUUCCUAGCCAGAACAGGAAAUGAGUUUCUAGCAAAACGAAUCAAUCUGAAUCAGCAUUUCCCCUACUUAAUUUGAUUCAUCAGCUCAGAAAACAAAGUGUGUCCAGAGAAGAAUCACUUCUCAUUUUUGUGUUGAAUGUGUUUUAUUUAAUUUGUUCUGUAAUAACAAACAUGGUACAGCCUCAUUACAGCCGUACUGAUACACGCAUUAGUGCCCACAUUAGCAGCAGGCACAGUGCCUUUCAAACACUCAGUAUCAUCAAAUGCACUCUAGCACACAUUGUACAUCUCACUUUAAUUUAUGACAGAGUGCCUUCAUGCACAUUAACACACACAAUUGUGCACUUAAAACACACCGCAAUAUCUCACCUCAAGUUUCACCAUCCAUCAACGCAAGCCCGCUAACAUGGUUUACCUGUUGCUGUAUUUGCCCGUAGUAUAAUUAAUGUCUAUAUUUGUUCAAUGCAGUCAUAUGUUCUUCGAAAUCACACUUAAGCAGCCAUGUUUGUGGGUGUGUGUAUGUAUGUGGUUUCCCACUGCAAAAAAAUAUUUUCUUACUGAGUACUUUUGUCUUGUUUUCCAGUAAAAAUAUCUAUACAUUCUUUUUUAUUUCUUUUCUCCCCAAUUUGGAAUGUCCAAAUGUCCUCCUGGUGGCGUAGUGGUUCGCCUCAAUCCGGGUGGUGGACGACGAAUCUCAGCUGCCUCAGCGUCUGAGACCGUCAAUCCGUGCAUCUAAUCACAUGGCUUGUUGAGUGCGUUACCACGGAGACAUAGUGCGUGUGGAGGCUACACGCUAUUCUCCGCGGCAUCCAUGCACAACUCACCACACACCCCACCGAGAGCGAGCCACAUUAUAGCGACCAAGAGGAGGUUACCCCAUGUGACUCUAUCCUCCCUAGCAACUCGGCCAAUUUGGUUGCUUAGGACACCUGGCUGGAGUCACUCAGCACAUCCUGGAUUUGAACUCAUGACUCCAGUGGUGGUAGUCAGCAUCUUCACUCUCUGAGCUACCCAGGCCCCAAAAAUAUCUAUAUGUUCUUAAAACAAGAUACAUUUUUUUGAAAAGAAAAAAUACAUGAGAUAUUUCAUCUUUUUUUCCAGAGAAAUCUAAUAACAUUUUAUUUAUGCUUAAAACAAGAAGAAGAAAAAAAUGAUUUGCCAAUGCAGUAAGACAAAAAUAAAUAAAUAAAUAAAACCUUUCAUAUAGAAAGCAAGCUUAUUUUUCUUACACCAUUGAAAAAGAUUUAUUUUCUUAUUUUAAGCAUAAAUCCCACCAAUUUUGCAAGAUUUUUCUGAAAACAAGACUCAAUAUCUUAUACCAUUUUGCUUCUCAUGUAUUUGUAUCUUGUUUUAAUAAUUUUUAAUAUAUUUUUACUGGAGAAUAAGGCAAAAAUACUAGUAAAAAAUACUGUGUGGUGCUUUGCAAAGAAUCAUUCUCUUAAUCAGUCACUUGUUUUCCAGUACAAAUAUCUAAACAUCCUUAAAACAAGAAAAAUUCACUUGAGAAACACAGAUUUGUUUUCAGAGACUAUAUCUUGAGUUAAUUUUGUUUACCCCAUUGGCAUUUUUCUUAAGCAUAAAACUUAUAAAACAUUUAUUUUAAGCAUAAAUCUCACAAAAAAUAUUUUUGUGUGGUUUAUGCUUAAAACUAGAAGAAAAAACUGCCUGUGGGAUUUAAAAAACAUAAUUCAAGAUAUAUUCUCUGAAAAAAAGUCUUUAUAUCUCAAGCAUAUUUUGCUUCUUAAGUAAAUGUAACAUUACUGAAAAACAAGACAAAAAUAUUGAUUAUAUAUAUUUCGUUUUUUCCAAUGUGUGUUCAUUUGGCUGGCUGAUUUGCAUUUUUUAAGCAAUUAUCAGGCUCACAAACAUUGUUAAACAAGCCACAGUCUAAUUUAUUUAUUUAUACUUUGAUGUCAUCGAUACAGACAAUUUCCCCUUUUUUUACUUUUCAGUAUUCAGGAUGGACUCUGUUGAGUCACUGGGUUGGACUCAUGUCCUGUAAAUGAGAAAAAUACAAACCAAGUGAACUGUCUGAUCAAUGUGCUCCCUGGAGUCUCUCUCUCUCUCUCUCUCUCUCUCUCUCUCUCUCUCUAUGUUUUCUCAAUAAAGCUGAAACUGAA
Messenger RNA from Xyrauchen texanus (razorback sucker), 5906 nucleotides. RefSeq names its product carbohydrate sulfotransferase 11. The coding region runs from base 141 to 1181 and encodes 346 amino acids. The record is from RefSeq and is a predicted model, not a curated record. Gene Ontology annotation, cellular component: membrane. Gene Ontology annotation, biological process: carbohydrate biosynthetic process; proteoglycan biosynthetic process. NCBI's taxonomy places the organism in Eukaryota, Metazoa, Chordata, Actinopteri, Cypriniformes, Catostomidae. The transcript is spliced from 3 exons. Gene Ontology annotation, molecular function: sulfotransferase activity.